AUGUUCUCCCUCCUCCUCACCCUCCUCGCAACCACCACCCUCACCCUCGCCUCCCCCUCCCCCCUCCACAAACGCUCCGUCACCUGCCUGAAAGUCGGCGCCACCGCGACAGCAUCAUGGACCAACAGCGCCGGUCAGAGCUGCACCUACACCGGCGUGGUGGGCAGUAACUACGGCGAGAACAGUGCGGGAGGAGACUACUCGUGCAACGGCCGCUGCGGCGCCGGAUGCACCGGCACGGCCAUUGGCAACGUCUACACGCAGGACUGCUGGUCGCAUGACAUCUGCAGUUACUUUAACAAUGCGUCGGGGGGUGCGAGUGACCCCAACUGCGGCGCGGCGUACGAGGCGGCCGAGGAUGACUUCCUGCUCGGAUAUGUGGAUGGGUGCUCGCAGACGAACCCGACCAAUGCGGUGGUCAAGCCGACUACCUCGCCGGUUUGUUCUUAG
Molecule: messenger RNA, 450 nt
Organism: Aspergillus japonicus CBS 114.51
Lineage: Eukaryota; Fungi; Ascomycota; Eurotiomycetes; Eurotiales; Aspergillaceae
Exons: 3
Coding region: 1-450 (149 amino acids)
Source: RefSeq, a predicted model, not a curated record